AUGAGAAAUUACGGUCUAUUUCUUUUUACUCUCCUGCAAUUGAUCACCUUAGUCUUGAGCUGCCAUAAUGCAGAACGAGAGGCUCUUACCUUGCUCAAGAUGAGUUUUAGCGACCCUGCAAAUCGUCUUUCUUCAUGGACUGGCAAAGACUGCUGUCGUUGGAAAGGAGUGGUCUGUAACAAUGUUACAGGUUACAUAGACCAUCUUGAUCUAAGGGCUAACUCAGUGUGGAAUAUCGAUAAUCCACUAAGUUUGAUGGCAGCACCAUAUCAGUUAGAAGCCAAAAUGCUAGACCCUUGUUUGCUUGAAUUGAGGCACUUGAACAACUUGGAUUUGAGUGGCAAUGACUUUCAAAGAAGCCGAAUCCCAGAGUUCAUUGGCUCAUUCAAACAUCUAAGGUACCUUAACUUGUCUAUGGCAUCUUUUUGGGGAGUUAUACCUCCCCAACUCGGCAAUCUUACAAGACUAGAGAUACUUGAUCUUGAUAGCUCAAAUCUCUAUGGACCGCCUUUCCAUAGUGAUCUUGUUUGGAUUUCUCAACUUGUGAACUUGCGGUCUUUGGACUUGAGUGGCAUCCACCUUACUCCAACAAACAAGGCUAUGGCAACUCUCGCGAGGCUUCCUUCUUUGGUGAAGUUGCGGCUUCAAGACUGUGGACUAGGUAAGGCUCACUUAACUCAUGCUUUCCACAAUUCAACUUUGCUUUCUAGGAUACAAUUCCUCGAUCUUUCCAUGAACGUGUUAGAUAACCCUCUCCCUCGAUUUUUACUCAACAUGACCUCCUUGAAAUACCUUGACCUCUCAUUUAAUAUGUUCGAUGGCUACAUCCCUCUUUGGCUAAACAAUAUAAGAGGACUCAAAUUUCUCAGCCUCAAGGGGAAUUCGUUUAGCCACGUAGAGGGAAUGGCAAUCAUGAGAGUCAUAGGGAAUCCAUGCAAAUUCAAAGGAUUGGAUUUAUCAUAG
Molecule: messenger RNA, 963 nt
Organism: Chenopodium quinoa (quinoa)
Lineage: Eukaryota; Viridiplantae; Streptophyta; Magnoliopsida; Caryophyllales; Amaranthaceae
Product: receptor like protein 30-like
Exons: 1
Coding region: 1-963 (320 amino acids)
Molecular function (GO): protein binding
Source: RefSeq, a predicted model, not a curated record